AUGGCUGAGAAGCUAGCUUCCUUCGGUAAGCUGCUGCUCAGGCGACGGGCGCUGGACUGUGACCAGGAAGAGAGCCACUUUGCCCGCUGCCUGAGCACACUGGACCUGAUAGCCCUGGGGGUGGGCGCCACUCUGGGGGCCGGCGUCUAUGUUCUGGCUGGAGAGGUGGCCAGGGAGAAGGCCGGCCCAGCCAUCGUGCUCUGCUUCCUCAUUGCAGCGCUCUCCUCCGUCCUUGCUGGUCUGUGUUAUGCUGAGUUUGGUGCCCGUGUGCCCAAGACUGGUUCAGCCUACAUGUACAGCUAUGUGACAGUGGGGGAGAUCUGGGCCUUCAUCACUGGUUGGAACCUCAUCCUCUCCUAUGUCAUAGGUGAAUCAGAAGUGGGAGUUAGUGAAAAUGAGGGAUUGGAGAUUAAGAAGGGAAGUGAUUCAAAAUGGGGGGAGGGAAUGUUUGAUCUAUUUUUAUUUUAUAAAGUUGCAAGAAACACAUUUGAGGUAAAAACAGGAUAUGAGAGGUGCCAUGAUAAUAUAAAUCUCUCAUAAUUGUUCUCAUUAAAACUCUAAGCAGUGAUAUUACUGCAAUACCCAGACAGUCACUUGAGAUUAUCAGCAAUUCUGAGUAGCUGAAUAAUUAGACUGAAUAAUUAAGAUUCUGAUGAGGACUUGAGCUGAAGAGGUUUUACAGGCAGAUCAAGCUCUUGGUUCUCUAGAAGGAUUGCCUCUUGACAGAAGGGCCCUUGAAAGUGUGACUCCAACUUCUGUCGUUAUAAAUCUCUCCCUCUCUUCCUCUCCCUCUCUUCCUCUUCUUCUCCCCCUCUUUCAGGCACAGCCAGUGUUGCUCGGGCCUGGAGCUCCACCUUUGACAACCUGGUUGAACAGAAGAUCUCAGACUUCUUCAGAGCCUCCAUGUCCAUCAAGGUCCCUGGGAAGAUUCUGGCUGAAUACCCAGACCUCUUCGCCCUCAUCCUGAUAUUGCUGCUCACUGGUGAGGCUCUCAUUUAACAUAACACCGAACACAUUUGAAAGCGUUAUACACACCCUCAGCGAAAGUACAGCUCCAAUAAGAGGGCUCUUCAUUCCUGCCUUAGGGCAUGCGAAGAGUGCCCAUUCAGGGUAGCAUUAUGAUUGGCUGUGCUUGGUCGCUGCCCACGUCUGGGGCUCUGACACUUUGCCAACACCCACACAGGCCUGCUGGCGUUUGGCGUGAGCGAGUCGGCCCUGGUGAACAAGAUCUUCACAGGGGUCAACCUGGUGGUUCUGGGCUUCAUCAUCAUCUCAGGACUGGUGAAGGGAGACCGCGCAAACUGGAACCUCACUGUUGAGGACUUUGUCAACACAACCAACAUCACUGAUGCAGAGUGAGUCGCCGACAGACAGAAGAGCUCAUGAGGAGGGGUUUAUUAAGCAGGAAUUAUGUUUUAUAAUCAGCCCUAUGGAGUAGUUGAAAGUAUGAAAGUCUGUUUACAAAAACAUAUUAACACCUUUAGAGACAUCAACCAUUAGGGAGACCAGUUCUCUUCCUGAAGACUGAAUAUGAUAUGAUUAUCUUUAUCUUUGGCAUUUUUGUUUAUUUCCCAGGCUACUUCAAUAACUUUAUUAAAAAAUCAUAAUAAUAAUUUUAAAAAUUAUAACCAGUCCCCUGCUCUCUUUCUUUGUCCAGGAUCAUUAAAGAGAAGUUUGGUACCGGGGGUUUUGCUCCAUUCGGCUUCAGUGGAGUCCUGUCUGGUGCAGCAACUUGCUUCUACGCCUUUGUGGGUUUUGACUGCAUCGCAACCACAAGUAGGCCAUUUCUGCCAUUUCCUCUCAUCUCUUGGCACCAAUGAUAUACACUGAGUGUAAAAAACGUCUACUAAAUGGCUAAAAAGUUCAGGUAAAAUGUACAGUGAGGGAAAAAAGUAUUUGAUCCCCUGCUGAUUUUGUACGUUUGCCCACUGACAAAGAAAUGAUCAGUCUAUAAUUUUAAUGGUAGGUUUAUUUGAACAGUGAGAGACAGAAUAACAACAACAAAAUCCAGAAAAAACGCAUGUCAAAAAUUUUAUAAAUUGAUUUGCAUUUUAAUGAGGGAAAUAAGUAUUUGACCCCUCUGCAAAACAUGACUUAGUACUUGGUGGCAAAACCCUUGUUGGCAAUCAGAGGUCAGACGUUUCUUGUAGUUGGCCACCAGGUUUGCACACAUCUCAGGAGGGAUUUUGUCCCACUCCUCUUUGCAGAUCUUCUCCAAGUCAUUAAGGUUUCGAGCCUGACGUUUGGCAACUCGAACCUUCAGCUCCCUCCACAGAUUUUCAAUGGGAUUAAGGUCUGGAGACUGGCUAGGCCACUCCAGGACCUGAAUGUACUUCUUCUUGAGCCACUCCUUUGUUGCCUUGGCCGUGUGUUUUGGGUCAUUGUCAUGCUGGAAUACCCAUCCACGACCCAUUUUCAAUGCCCUGGCUGAGGGAAGGAGGUUCUCACCCAAGAUUUGACAGUACAUGGCCCCGUCCAUCGUCCCUUUGAUGCUGUGAAGUUGUCCUGUCCUUAGCAGAAAAACACCCCCAAAGCAUAAUGUUUCCACCUCCAUGUUUGACGGUAGGGAUGGUGUUCUAGGGGUCAUAGGCAGCAUUCCUCCUCCUCCAAACACGGCGAGUUGAGUUAAUGCCAAAGAGCUCGAUUUUGGUCUCAUCUGACCACAACACUUUCACCCAGUUCUCUUCUGAAUCAUUCAGAUGUUCAUUGGCAAACUUCAGACGGGCCUGUAUAUGUGCUUUCUUGAGCAGGGGGACCUUGCGGGCACUGCAGGAUUUCAGUCCUUCACGGCGUAGUGUGUUACCAAUUGUUUUCUUGGUGACUAUGGGCCCAGCUGCCUUGAGAUCAUUGACAAGAUCCUCCUGUGUAGUUCUGGGCUGAUUCCUCACCGUUCUCAUGAUCAUUGCAACUCCACGAGGUGAGAUCUUGCAUGGAGCCCCAGGCCGAGGGAGAUUGACAGUUCUUUUGUGUUUCUUCCAUUUGCGAAUAAUCGCACCAACUGUUGUCACCUUCUCACCAAGCUGCUUGGCGAUGGUCUUGUAGCCCAUUCCAGCCUUGUGUAGGUCUACAAUCUUGUCCCUGACAUCCUUGGAGAGCUCUUUGGUCUUGGCCAUGGUGGAGAGUUUGGAAUCUGAUUGAUUGAUUGCUUCUGUGGACAGGUGUCUUUUAUACAGGUAACAAACUGAGAUUAGGAGCACUCCCUUUAAGAGUGUGCUCCUAAUCUCAGCUCGUUACCUGUAUAAAAGACACCUGGGAGCCAGAAAUCUUUCUGAUUGAGAGGGGGUCAAAUACUUAUUUCCCUCAUUAAAAUGCAAAUCAAUUUAUAACAUUUUUGACAUGCGUUUUUCUGGAUCUUUUUGUUGUUAUUCUGUCUCUCACUGUUCAAAUAAACCUACCAUUAAAAUUAUAGUCUGAUCAUUUCUUUGUCAGUGGGCAAACGUACAAAAUCAGCAGGGGAUCAAAUACUUUUUUCCCUCACUGUACCUGUGGUUGACGACUAUCAAAUCUAAACCGUCUAGAUCUUUUUCCACAGGUGAAGAGGCCAAGAACCCCAUGCGUUCCAUCCCCAUUGGUAUCGUGGCUUCUCUGCUCAUCUGUUUCUUCGCCUACUUCGGGGUGUCUGCAGCUCUCACCCUCAUGAUGCCCUACUACCUGCUGAACAGAGAGAGCCCGCUGCCAGAGGCCUUCAGCUAUGUGCACUGGGACCCUGCCCGCUACAUCGUGGCUGUGGGCUCCCUCUGUGCCCUCUCCACCAGGUGACUGACACAGACAGUUUCCCAUAGACUUCUCAUGGCCGUGUUUGCAUUUCUAUCAAAGGUUGAAAGGCACCCAGAUGAUGGCAGGCUAUUUUUAGUUUGAUGUUGAUUUUUGGGUUUGAACAAUUGUUUAUUUUCAUAUACUGUGCUUUCAAUUCCUUUUGUUGUUAUUUGUUAUUUGCAUGCAAGGAACGGACACAAAUUAUGAUGUGGAAUAUAUAAACCCAAAAGUUUUUGUUUCGUGUGUUAAAUGUUGAUGAUAUUUCAGGGUCAUUCACUGUUUGUGGACUGACCAGAGACAUGGCUGGCCUCUGUGUGAUGGCGACGACUUUGUCUGAGUCCCUCUCUCUUUCUCUCUCUUCUCUGUCCAGUUUACUGGGCUCAAUGUUCCCCAUGCCCCGUGUAAUCUAUGCAAUGGCUGAGGACGGCCUGCUCUUCCGCUUCCUCUCAAAGAUGAACAUCAAAACCAAGACCCCCCUGUUAGCCACCAUCGUGUCGGGUAUUGUAGCAGGUAAGCUUAGCCCAUACAUUACUAAGUAUCUCCUUUGUGCACCAACACUUUGUUUUCUGUCAACUGUUUAGCUGCUACUCUAUGCUACUUAGAAUUGAAAUGUAUUCUUUCUCUCUGCAGCCGUGAUGGCAUUCCUGUUUGAUCUGGCAGCCCUGGUGGACCUGAUGUCGAUAGGAACUCUCCUGGCAUACACAUUAGUGGCUGUGUGCGUGCUUAUCCUCAGGUUAGUGCAGAGGAUCUUGGCUAACACACUUUUAGUUUUUUAAAGAGUCAUGCACAAACGCUUUUGAUUUCUCAAAUAUCCAACUCUUCUCAAGUAUCCAACUGAAAAUGAAAAUGUUCUCAGUCAACGUAACUAGUAAAAUAAGGGUUGACUGAAUUCUACCUAUGUACAUUUGUUCACAGGUACCAACCAGGCACCCUGGGCAUCAGUGGUGCCAGUGAGAAGCUGGUGGAGCUGGUGGGUCUGCAGAGGGCAACCAUGGCAGAGGGGGACAGUGGGGACGAGUUUGGCCAGGAGGGUGAGGGGGAGACCAGGCCCCUCAGGGAGCGGUUCAUCCUCAAGAUGCUGCUGGUGCCCAGCUGUGAUGUCCCCACCAAGACCUCCGGACUCAUCGUCUACAUCACUACCGCUGUCAUCUGUGAGUCUCCCCCUUUUGACAGGGUGAAGUGUUGAUGGUGUUUAAAGCUAUAUUUAAGUGAGCCUUUUUGGAGAGCUUUGGCAUACUGGAAGCAGCUGUCUGAUAAAGCAAAUGAGAGAAUGCAUUGAAUUGAUUUAAUAAGAUUCCACUAUACAUGCUAAGUUAACAAUCUCUUUUAUCUCUUUAGCUGUGGUGUUCACCCUGCUGUGCGUAGUGCUGGCUGUGUGGGGGGCAGAGGUGGUGAGUGGCCACCCCAUGUGGGUCACUAUAUGUGCGAUACUGACCUUCCUCUCCUUCCUGUGUGUGGCCAUCAUCUGGAGACAGCCCCCGAGCAGACAGUCACUCACCUUUAAGGUAUGAGGGAGUUUUCAGUCACUACUUAUUUCACGUAAAUGUUCCUGAGAAACCUGUUCCUAUUUACUAUAGGUUUCCUCAUUCUCCUAGUAACCACUUGGUCGGUCUGUACUUGGAUCAUCAGCUCUUAGCUUAAAAGUGGUUUUGAAAAUAUGUUGUAGUUGUUAGACUUGAUUAUGUCCAGUGUGUGGUUUAAUGUAGAAAAUAAACAUUUUGAAUCCCUUCAGGUACCCCUACUCCCAGUGUUGCCAUUGGUCAGUAUCUUUGUCAACAUUUACCUCAUGAUGCAGCUGGAUGGGCCAACGUGGUGUCGCUUUGCAGUGUGGAUGGCUAUUGGUUAGUGAGAUUACCACCCCUAUUAUUUAUUUGCCUCUUGCUCUUGUGCUUAUCUGUGUUAUUAAGGAACUUCGUGUUACGCAAGUACAGUGUGUCACUGAGCUUCACCUUUGGCAUGCUGUAGUUUAUCACUGUUUAAAUCAGUUUUUCUUCCUUCUUCCCUCUUUCGCCUAGGUUUUCUCAUCUACUUUGCUUACGGGAUUAAGAACAGCUCAGAGGCCACACCCAACCGCGGUAAAUUUGAGCCAGUCCUCCGAUCAAAGAGUCCCAUCUACCUAGCAGAGGAUGACAGUGAGGUGGAAGGGAUGACGCCUUAGAGGAGAAUAGUGGUGGAGUAGAUGCUUUCCGCCCCAACGACAUACCACGAAAGCCUUGAACAGGUGUAUAUUCUCAUUGCGUUCAUUUUCAACUGUCUGGGCAUUGUGCCACAACAGACUGUCUUAACUUUCCGUCUCUGUUAUUAGGUCAUUCUUGUGAUUUAGAGAGGACAUCAAAUGUUAAAUAGAUUUUGGAUAUACAGUACAUUUGGAAAGUAUUCAGACCCCUUGACU
Molecule: messenger RNA, 6148 nt
Organism: Coregonus sp. 'balchen'
Lineage: Eukaryota; Metazoa; Chordata; Actinopteri; Salmoniformes; Salmonidae
Source: the annotation of a GenBank genome assembly